Letharia columbiana is the source of this 990-nucleotide messenger RNA. RefSeq lists its product as uncharacterized. Gene Ontology annotation, cellular component: cytosol. The coding region runs from base 1 to 990 and encodes 329 amino acids. Gene Ontology annotation, biological process: carbohydrate metabolic process; GDP-mannose biosynthetic process. NCBI's taxonomy places the organism in Eukaryota, Fungi, Ascomycota, Lecanoromycetes, Lecanorales, Parmeliaceae. Gene Ontology annotation, molecular function: zinc ion binding; mannose-6-phosphate isomerase activity. The transcript is spliced from 7 exons. The record is from RefSeq and is a predicted model, not a curated record.
AUGCAGGUUGCGGCGUUGACGGCAGCAGGAGGUGCACACGUCGACCACGAAAAGCCAUAUGCAGAGUUGUGGAUGGGAACACAUCCCAGCGGUCCAGCUAUGCUGGCCGCACACCCUGCUACCAGCCUGCAAGACUGGUUAGAAAAACACUCUCAAGCACUUGGUGCCACUGUCCUGAAAAGAUUUGGGCUCAAGCUACCUUUCUUGUUUAAGGUACUGUCUGUGGAGACAGCGCUGUCUAUACAGUCUCAUCCUGACAAAGAGCUUGCUGAGAAGCUUCAUGCACAGCAACCAGAGAUUUAUAAGGACAACAAUCACAAGCCAGAAAUGGCUCUAGCCAUCACAGAUUUUGAAGCUCUCUGUGGCUUUGUCAGUACCCAGGAGCUGUCAGGGGCCUUGCAGUCCAUUCCUGAACUGACAGCUGUUGUUGGCAAGCAGCACGCAGAUGCUGUUUUGAAAAGCUGCAGCAACAGCAAUGCUGCACAAUCAGCUUUGAAGGACGCUUUCACGACUCUCAUGAAGGCAGAUCCAUCAGCAGUUGCUGAGCAGGUUGAGAUCCUGGAUGAUCGCCUGCAGCAGAAGCAGCUGCAAGAGAAACUGACACCCAAGGAGAAGCUGCAGCUGAUGCUACUACAGACUCAUCCAUGGCUGAGUGGUUGGUUUUUUAGGGAUUACUUUUCAGGUUUAGGGAUGUAUGCGCGGAAAGGGGCGCAAUGGUCUGUGUUUGUUCAGGACCAAAGGAUCAGGGCUUGCAAGGACAACACUGUGCUCGAGUCAGAUUUUGAUGAAGUGCUCGGACAACAUGCAACACAGGACCAAGUCUUCGCAGCAGCUCAAGGCUGUGUGGAUUCUGUCCUUGAAGGCUACAAUGGAUCAGUACUGGCUUACAAGUGCAUAACAAUCAAGUGGACAAUUUGUUGGCCUACUUUUGCUCAUACUGUCAACAGCAAAUUGAUGGCAUGCGCUUUGGGCAACGCAUCCUCUGGGUGA